Molecule: messenger RNA, 3846 nt
Organism: Monopterus albus (swamp eel)
Lineage: Eukaryota; Metazoa; Chordata; Actinopteri; Synbranchiformes; Synbranchidae
Gene: abch1
Product: ATP-binding cassette, sub-family H, member 1
Exons: 20
Coding region: 500-2587 (695 amino acids)
Biological process (GO): transmembrane transport
Cellular component (GO): ATP-binding cassette (ABC) transporter complex; membrane
Molecular function (GO): ATP binding; ABC-type transporter activity; ATP hydrolysis activity
Source: RefSeq, a predicted model, not a curated record
GAUAGUUCAGCUCGCUCUAUUUGCGUUCCGGAUUACUUGUUUCCCCGGCAGCAGGCCUCUCCAGUAACGCGCACGCUGCUGCAGCAAGAUGGAAAGAAACUGCAGGAUGCACAGUCGCAGCGACUUGAUUUUUGUUUUAUGACACAAUAAUCACCCUGACAUUUACGUUUAGAAGGAAGGGGUAUAGGCUUUAUGAGUUCAGUAGCACGGAGAGAAGGGGGAGAAAGGGAGCGCCGUGCACUGCACUGCUGCUCACAACCUGAGUGACGCGCUGAUGUGAAAAGCAGAAGUGAAAGUGCAGCAGCUGGUCGCCUGGUGGAUGCAGACUUAUACAUAGCCUGACAGUUGCCAUUCUUUAUUAGACUGCUCUGGGGAAAUGCGUCUCGCUCGCAUUGCUUGCUGCUGAAUCUGGAGAGAUUAGAGCGCGUCUGUCAAGCCCGUUUUCUUCCACUUGGCGGUGACGCAAAUUGGCAACAACUUGGCAGGCAAGGGGGAGAAUAUGAAGGCUGAUGUGGAGGCUUCUCUGCCUGCUGGACAGGAGGAUUUUGCGAUCCGGUGCCGAGAUGUGUGCCGGUCAUUCGGCAAACUGAAGGUCCUCAGCAACCUCAACCUGACGGUACCACAAGGGCACAUUUAUGGUCUUUUGGGGCCCAGCGGAUGUGGAAAGACCACGUUGUUGAAAUGCAUCGUGGGAACUCUGAAAAUCUCACGGGGUCACAUCACUGUGUUGGGGAAGCCACCUGCAUUUCCUGGCCAUGAUGUUCCCGGGAGGAUGGUCGGAUACAUGCCACAGGAGCUGGCGCUGUACAACGAGUUCACCAUCAGUGACACCCUGACCUUCUUUGGGCGAAUCUAUGGCCUGACAGGGAAGGAAACCCAGGUACGCAUGGACUUCCUCAUCGACUUCCUGGAUCUACCUCAGAAGAACAGUCUGGUCCGAAAUCUCAGUGGGGGCCAGAGGCGCAGAGUUUCUCUUGGAGCAGCUCUGCUUCAGAAUCCAGAGCUGCUCAUCCUGGACGAACCGACAGUCGGAGUGGACCCUGUGCUCAGGGCUAAGAUUUGGCAGCAUCUGGUGGAGAUUGUGAAAACGGGGAAAGUCUCUGUCAUUAUCACCACGCACUACAUAGAGGAGGCCAGGCAAGCUAAUGUGGUUGGUCUCAUGAGGAACGGCUGUUUGCUGGCUGAAGGUCCUCCAGACGCCGUCAUGAAGCAGCACAGUGCGAUUACCCUGGAGCACGCCUUCCUACAGCUGUGUGAGAUGUCAGACCAGAGCGACUCCAACCAGGGGUCCAGUCCAGAGGGUAAGCCGUCAGAGAACAGCCAAUCAUUUGACAGAGGGCAGAACGAGACGCUGCCAUUUCUCGGGGUCAGACCAAUAGCUGCAGAGGAAGUUCCCAAAUAUUCAGUGGACUGGAAAGUGCGAGUCAGACACCUGCUGCCAAAAGGGCGAAACAUUGCCGCCCUGAUGAUCAAAACACUGGUACGGAUGAAGAGAAUGCCGGGCUCACUGUGUUUCCAGUUCUUGCUGCCCGUCAUCCAGAUCUCUCUGAUCUGUCUGUGUGUUGGAGGUGAUCCGAAGGGGAUCCAGGUCGCUGUGGUGAACAACGAGACCUCCCCCUCCGCUUACAGCCGAUCACUGCUCUCCUUCCUGGACAACUCCAGUGUGCACCAGGUGCCCUUGUCUCACACUGACGCUUUCAAGGGGAGCUAUAACGGAGAAUACUGGGGUGUCAUUGGCUUUGGCAAGAACUUCACCAGCUACCUGACAAAGAGGAUGAUGCAGCGGCAGGUUUCUCAAGAGAUUGUUGAUGGAGGAUCAAUGCAUGUCUGGCUGGACCUGACAAAUCAACAAAUUGCCUUAAUGCUGCAGAAGAAACUUCACGAAGCCUUGCAGGCUUUUGUGGACAGUAAGUUGGGCAGUAUGUCGUACCUGGUCGCCCAGCCGAUAAAGUUUGAAGAGCCGAUCUAUGGCAGCCAAAACACAGAUUUCACUACAUAUGUGACGCCUGGAGCUGUGCUCAGCAUCACCUUCUACUUGGCUGUGGGCCUGACGGCGCUCUCCUUUGUCCUGGAGAGGAAGGAGGGACUGUUGAACAGAUGCUGGGUUGCAGGUGUGAGUUCCAUGGAGACGAUGCUCGCACACCUCUUCUCUCAGCUGCUGGUCAUCAGUGUACAGAUCAUCCUGAUGCUCCUCUUCAUACUGCUCGUCUUCAAGAUACCCAAUGAAGGCUCCUUGGUGCUAGUCAUAAUACUGAUUGUGCUGCAGGGUGUCACGGGAAUCUCGUUUGGCCUCGUCAUCUCAGCUGGAAUCGACGAUGAACAGAGCGCCAACCAGACCGCCCUGGGCAUCUUCUACCCCAACCUCAUCCUCAGCGGUAUCAUCUGGCCAGUGGAGUGUAUCCCCUAUCCUCUCCGCUACCUCAGCCUGGCGCUACCUCAGACCUACGCCUCUGAAGCCCUUCGGUGUAUCAUGUACAGAGGUUGGGGUCUGUCUCAGAUGAUGGUGUGGCGAGGCUUCACGGUGACCCUGGGCUGGAACAUUUUCUUCCUCAUCCUGGCCACAGUUAUCUUAAAGCUGAGGACAUGAUAACCUCCCCACAGAGAGCAUCCUUCAGUGUGCCGACAGAGCCAUCAGAUGAGGCGCAGGAGCCAACGACUCACCUGAGCUCUGUGGAUGGGCUGGGGCGGCGGCGCUGAGGAGGAAGGUCCCUGCGGUUUAAUGGGUUGACACAACAGUCUCCCACACACACACACACACACACAUGUGCUUCUGUGGUCCCCAGCCAGCUGCCUCAUCCUGCAACAAUAGAUUUGGUCUGUUCAAGAGUGAGUGAAACUUCAAAACGAUGCAUGUAGAAGUACACAAAACAGAACAUACAUAUGCACAAUUUGAGAAAAUGUGACAAAUAGUGAAUUUUAAAUGAAGAUAGUAUUUUAGUUUGUGUCACUUCUACAGCUUGUUGAAACCUUUCACCUCAGAAUGGGCCAUGCACCAACUCAGGGUUGCUUUUUUAUAUAUAUAUUUCUGUUUGCCCUUGCUCUUAAUGCUAACAAAGAGAUUUUUCUGUGAUGCACUGUGCUUCAGAGUAGGGGAGGCCUAAGCAGUCCACCUUGUAAAAAAGAGGAAAAAAUAGUGUAUGAUGUUUGUUUUUGUCCAUACAGCAUUUGUUGUCUACCUUAUAUUUACUGUAUUUGCAUUAUAGAUCAAAUUUGGGCAUUGGAAAAUUGUCAGAAAAAGUCUUGGCACAAGAAAAUGUUCUUGUCGACUAGAAAAUGUGAAACCUUUCCAUUUGCUUUGCAAGCAGAAAAACUGAGCAGAGGAUUGUUGUUGUAAUACAUUGUGGGACCACAGAGAAGUUUUAACCGGCUGAUUUCUUCUUGUCCAGGAAACCGUCACCAUUCAGGCUUCCCACAGCAACGACUGUGCUCUCUAGCUGCUUGCUUGUUGUAUCUGUUCAACUACAUGUCCUGUCUGGUGUGUGACAGGAAGUGGUGACCGUGUUUCAACACAUUGUGUUAACAGGUGCUCAGAUGCAAGCUGUCUUAUAGAUGUGCGUUGCUUAUUGAUGAUGUUCUCCACAACCUGUGCUCUGUGCCUGCAUCUCCUGUGGGAGAUGAUGUUGGGAAAGUAUUGAUAUUGUACCUUUUUUUAAAUUUUAAUUACUCUCCACCUGUCCGGACAGAGUGGAGGCAGUUGGACAGAGGUCGCGCCAGGUGUGUUGUGCUCUUCACUUCAUCUGCAUCCAUACAAUAUCGUUUUUUACAUAAUGUUUCAAACUGAUCAUAUUAUAUAUUUUGAAUCUUCCAACUGUAACACAGAAUUAAAGCACACACGAGUAAUAGUCA